GAUUACAUGGCAACACUGGUAACAUAACUGUCAAAAAGAAAACGGAUCGUUGCAAUCUCAAGAACGCUAAAAUUUAUAAAUUAAAUAAGUUUUCUAUGGAUUUAGAAUAAAUACAUGAGUUGUACUUAAUAAUUUUAACGAUGUUUUGGAGCGGAAACUAUAUUGUAGUUAGGGAGUUAAAUUUUCUUCUCAAAGAGGAGAAUGUAACAUUGACGCAAGUGCUGGAGGCGGAUGACAUCCUGCAGGAAUGCAAGGCGGACAACAAGGCGCUCAUACAGUUCCUCACAAAGCCAGAGGUGCUGGCGGAGCUGAUUACACUGAUAACAGAGGAACCUCCCAAGAAUGUAGAGCUGGCGGCACAGUACCGACAUGCCAACAUCGCAUGUGAGGUGCUCACCAGCCACCUGUCCAUGCUGAGUGAUCGACUCUCCAUGGACGCCACACAGAUGAACCGGCUGUGUGACUUCAUCAACAGGGAUCCACCGCUCAACCCGCUGCUGGCCUCGUAUUUUAGUAAAACGGUGGAAAUGUUGCUGGAACGGAGCCCCAAACAGGACUGCUAUUUGUACCACAUAGUGUGCCUGCGAGUAUUGGACUUCUUCAAGUCGCGACGAGACUUCCUGCCCAACCUGCUCCGCCACAUGUGCACCUCCGCCAUCGCAGACACCUUCAAGUACUUCACCAGACUCGAUGACCUCUUCAAGAAGUCUGUCAUGGAGUGGUUCGAGGAGCACCAGUUCCUGGAGUGCCUGAUCCAGAUAGUGUGCGGGACGUACGUGCCGGAGGAGCAGGCGGCCUUGGAGUCACACGAGAAGGCCGACCACGAGCCCAGCGAGAAGACUGAGGCCGCCGAGGAACGCAAGCCUGAUACAGGGGCUGUUGGUUGUCACCGCCACGUUACAGAGCCGUCCCAGCAGGAGCAGGCGGCGGGUCCGUCAGCGGAGGCCCGCACGCGGCGCGCGGCCGUGGCGUCGGCCAACGCCGCCGCCCUGCUGUGCGAGCUGCUGGCGGCCGGGGGCGCCGGGGGCGCGGGGGCGCGCGUGGCGGCGGCGGCGGCGGGGCGCGGGCUGCGCGUGUUGCUGCGCGACAUGUUCACGUCGCCGGCGGCGCUGCGGCGCGCCGCGCUGGUGCACGGCUGCGGCCUGCUGCGCGCGCUGCUGGCGCUGGACGGCGAGGAGCGCUCCGCCGUGGAGCUGGCCGUGGCGCCGCAUCUGCCGCUGCUGCACCAGGCGCUGCUGGCGCCGCCCGACGCGGGGGCGCGGGCCCGGGCCGGGGUGGGCGCGGCGCGGCUGGCCGUGGCGGGGCUGCUGGCGGCGCUGGCCACGUCGGAGGUGGAGGAGGUGGCCAGCACGCUGCUGACGCUGGGCACGCCGGCCGUGCUGCUGGACAUGUUCUUCCAGUACCCCAACAACAACUUCCUGCACGCGCACGUCUCCACGCUCAUCAAGCACGCGCUCAACAACAGGGUCUACCGCACCCAGUACGCCAGACACUUGCUGGUGGAGUGCGACCUGCUGACGCGGCUCAUGGACGUCUUCGAGGAGAACCAGAACAACAAGUCCCCCCGCGCGGGCUACAUGGGUCACGCGGUGUUGUCGCUGGGCGCGGUGUCGCGCGCGCUGUCCCCGGCCGACGUGCUGGCGCACGCGCUGCGCCUGCCGCCCGCCGCCGCACAGCGCUGGGCCAGCUUCCAGGACCACAGUCUGCGCCCACUGCUGCACCAGCUCGACACGCCGCUCGGCGGCUACUACCCGUCGGAGAAUAUCUACGAGGUGGAGAUCAUGGCGGACACCCUGGCGGCCAACUACGACUUCAACGACAUGGUGUCGGCGGGCAACCUGUACCUGCCGGACGACGGCAGCGCCGACGAUGCCAAUGACGUAUGUGGCGCCGCCGACUCGUCGGCCGAGUCUCCCGACUUCAUAGCGGACGGACUGGGCAUCGACGAUGCGGACAAGAUGAGAGCAGCUAAGAGCAACUUCCUGGAGUUGGCUAGCCAACGAUUUGAUGACGAUAUGUGGGACGAGCCGUGCUCGACAGAGGACGGGGCGGACGAGCACGACGAGCACGACGAGCACGAGCUGGAGCCCGCCGCGCAGCACGACGUGCUCGACGUGUUGCAUCAACAGAAUCCGUGGGAGGCGGCUCCGGCAGAGGGCGCUGGCCCCGCGGGGGCGGCGCCCGAGGGCUGGGCGCAGUUCUCCGACGACACCGUGCUGGGGGCGCAUGACCCCUUCGCGCCCCAGCCCGCGUCCACUGCGCCCUCCGCGCCCCCCGCGGCAGGCGCCGCCUCGCCCCCCGCACUGGCGGACGACGAGUUCUCGCCCUUCUGGUCGUACUCCGACAGCCACGACGCGGGGCUGGAGGCCGGGCUGCGCGCGCUGGAGCUGGGCGCGGGCGCGGCGGGGGGCGCGCGCAUGGACGAGGCCUGCAGCGUGGAGCUGGCCAACAACCUGCUGACGGCCAUGUCGGCCAUGUCGGCCGACGCCAUCGCCAACAUCGUCAACGCCAACCUGGAGCCGGCCGACUCGCAGCCGCCCAGCUGAUCGCUCGCGCGCCGCGCCCCCGCUCGCGCCCCCGCCCGCGCCCCCGCCCCCGGCGCCCGCGCCCCCGCGCCCGGCUCGUUGCGAUACUCCCCUCUAGAUCUAUUCACCUUCAAAUUCUCGUAACGUGCGAUUCCGUAAAAGACUUGUGAUCGAUUCCUGUAUACCUGUCGAUAGGAAUUCGUUGUGAUUAUCAGUGAUGAACUACUCGUAAGGCUCGCCGGUGAUUACGAAAUUUGCAUUUAUAUAUAUAUCGAAUUCGAUGUGUCUUACAAGUAAGUGUUUUUAAUAUAAAUCAGGGAAGAAAUCAUACUUAAGUAUUUCCUAAUCAUAUACUUCUAAUCAUUACUAGUUUAAGUAAAAUAAUACAAAUAUCAUAAACGUUACAAUGUAUUAGUAUUGAACAAAUGACAUAGAGAUUGUCAGUCUGUCAGUCGGUGUCCGCCACGCGCCGCGCACCAGCCUGGCAGUGCCACGCGUGGACAUAGUGUGGACAUAGCGUGGACACAGUGUGGACAUAGCGUGGACACAGUAUGGACACGGUCGCAACGUGUAUAUUUGUAUAUAGUACAUAUAAUUUGGACAAUUAUCGAGCUUUAUUCCGUAUAUUAAAUUGUUUAAUGUUGUAGCGAAUGUUACUGAGCCACACCGCGCAAUGCGCCUGCGCUUGUUGUAGUGUUCAAGGCUUGAUCUCAGAGCCGCCAGUGGCCAGCGGCCAGUAGUCGGUGGCCAGCGGCCAGUGGUCGGUGGCCAGCGGCCAAUGGUUGGUGGCCAGCGGCCAAUGGUUGGUGGCCAGCGGCCAAUGGUUGGUGGCCAGCGGCCAGUGGUCGGUGGCCAGCGGCCAGUGGUCGGUGGCCAGCGGCCAGUGGUCAGUGGCCAGCGGCCAGCGGCCAAUGCAGGCGGCAGACGGCGCAGGCGCAGCUGUCGCUCCGAGUAGUGUACCUGUAGCAAUGGUCCCGGUGGCUCGCCGUACUCUGCCAGGUCCCGGCUGGCUGCAACCCGUUCGCUUCCCGCUUAGACAUAGUUCGUGAACAUAUCCUCUCGAUAUAUCAAUAGGUUAGUAUCGGUUGGUUCCGUUCCCAACGCGAGGAUUGUGCAAGAAAGGUUUUAGUAUUACACAGCAUGUCUGGUCGGUGCCAAAUGUCGCGAUUACUUGUUUGAUUCCUGUUUAAGCCAAAAUGUGACUCGGGAUGCGCAAUAUAUUAAAUAUAAUGUUGUUUUGUUGAAUAAAUUAGUAUUGUGUAGCAUACAUUAAAUGUACACCGCCCCGCUACAUACACUACGCGCGCUAUAGUCUACUCAAGCCCUGGCAGUUACAUACGUAAUUGAUAUUUUAUACAUCGGCUGAACACUUCCUUUAUCGACAAACACACACAUUGCCUUGGUAUUGGAUAGAUUGUGUGGCGUGCCGGUAGCAUGUACUGUGGGCGGUGUAACCUAGCGAAUGUUUACAAUUGGUGCAAUAUAAUUGUUUGCAGGGAAUAUUUAUCGAUUGCCACACAAAUGUAGACCUUAUAGCAAGUUGUUUUGAAUGUAUAAUGGAUGAAGAGCGACGGCAGUGUGCGUGUGUAGUAGGUGGUUAACAUUUCAAUGUACCGCAGACAUAUUGAAGUCCAUAUCGUAUCUACUGGUAGCUCCCCUCAUUCCCGGCCGCGGUACUUGUACACUCCGUGUGUCUGUCUGUCUGUAGAGUAACUGUAUGUGUAGUGUAGCAUCGGAUGCUGUGAACAUUGUAUUAGUGCAAUUAGUUGCCUUUGGGUCUUGUUGUCAAAUUGUAUAUUUAACUAAAUGUAAGCGUGUAGGUAAUGUUGUUGAUUUCGUACCGUAGUCCCCGCGCACGUACACAUGUUUGUAAAUACUGCGAACUCAAUAUUCCGUAGCGCAGGACGCGCCGUCACUUCCUCCGUAUUGUAGCUGUAACGUUGUAACGCUGUAACACUGUAACGCUGUAACUACGUCACACUGUAACUACGUCACAUUGUAACUGCGUCACGCAGCACGCAGCUGUCACUUGUACGACGAGUGUACAAAUUGGUGGUUUUAGAUAAUUUACAAAAAUAUAAUACAAAAUAACUUUUCGAUAAAUUAGUAAAGUUUCUUAGUGAAAUAUACAUGUUAGUGUUUUGUAUUGGGCGAGUGUGAUAACUAAUUGUGAUCCUUACGACUGCAUGUCUCGGUUCGCUCGAACACUUUGGACGACUUAUACAAUGUACAGGACUUUGUGAUAAUGUGUACGUUUUGGAUUUCUACUUCAGCUAACGCUACCGUCCUCCAUGUUCUGCUUACUAGUCUAUGCUUUGUACACAACUGUAUCUGUCGACUGUAGCAAACUUUGUACAUCCUUUAUAAUGUUGCCGAACUUGCAGCCCGCGCUGUAGGUAGCAGUCGGGUCGUGUUGGCCCUACGUCGACUCACCUCGACGCCUAGCUGUACCCAACUCUCACAGAAUUUGAAACGAAACUAAAAUGUAACGUGAUUGUAACUGUCGAUUCAAUGACUAGGAUGUUCUCUGAUCGACUGCAACUUGUGAUGAAGGUGACACCUACAAUGUACAUAGUACGUAGCCGCGUAAUGUGUGAGACAGCUGUAGUGCCGUUCCAAACGAGAACUGUGCCUUGUGGGCGACAGCGCGCCGCGCCCGACACGCCCGAGACAUAAUAAAUGCUCGUAUGUAUUCUAUUGUAUUUAUAUCAUAGUUAAAGUUUUAUUAAAAAAGUUGCUCAAUAUAA
Messenger RNA from Spodoptera frugiperda (fall armyworm), 5272 nucleotides. RefSeq names its product serine/threonine-protein phosphatase 6 regulatory subunit 3-A (gene fmt). Gene Ontology annotation, cellular component: nucleus; cytosol. Lineage: Eukaryota; Metazoa; Arthropoda; Insecta; Lepidoptera; Noctuidae. The record is from RefSeq and is a predicted model, not a curated record. Gene Ontology annotation, molecular function: protein phosphatase regulator activity; protein phosphatase binding.